CAGGCGAGGCGCAGUUGGUGUCGAAAAACGCGAUUGGUCAGUGCGGGAAUGACGCAGUUUGGUAGCCGUGAGGGCGGGGCUGGGGAGCCGAGCAGCACCAGUGUUGCUUGGAAAAGAGGAGGAAGCAGCGAGGAUGGCGGAGUCACACCUCUGAAGAGGGAUUACAAAGACCUUGAUGCCCCUUUGAGCCUGAAAGAAUUCCACAAGUUUUACCUAAAAGUCCCGCGAUUGUAUGCAGCUUCAACGCUUGAGAAUGUGGCCCACGGACGCCCCAGUCCAGAUUCUGCAACAGAGUUUUUGCUCACUGGCAUUUUAACCAAGGAACAACAUUUUAAAAGUGUUAUAAAACCUUCUUUUCCCUAGGAGAAUAAGAAGUGUGCGCUCCUGCAGAGUGAUGUUCUCUUUAAAAACCUGCUCAAUUUUCCGCAUCCCCUUUUCCCCCUGAAUAAGUAACUUGACAAGAAACUCAUGAGCAACUCUGCAGGACACCCGAUAACGUCGACAUGAGUAGUACUUUAGGCAAAGAAAAAGAUUCAAAAGAAAAGGACCAUAAGAGCGGUUUGGGUGGCAAAGAAAGGGAAAAGGAGGCCAAGGCUCUUGCGGGUCCACUUAAGGAUGGGGGCAAAGAAACCAAGACCAAAGGGAAAGAAACCAAAGAAGGUAAGAAGGACACCAGCAGCUCAACACCGGGUGUUGCCUUCUCAGUUGACAAUACGAUCAAGCGGCCAAACCCAGCACCAGGUACACGCAAGAAGUCCAGCAAUGCCGAGGUGAUUAAGGAGCUUAACAAGUGCCGGGAGGAAAAUUCCAUGAGACUGGAUCUCUCCAAGCGGUCUAUUCACAUGUUGCCCACCUCCAUCAAGGAGCUGACACAGCUGGCUGAACUCUACCUAUACAGCAACAAGCUCCAGAGCCUACCGUCUGAAGUGGGUUGCCUCUCAGGCCUGAUCACUUUGGCCUUAAACGAGAACUCCUUGACCAGCUUGCCCGACUCACUGGACUCCCUUAAAAAUCUUCGUAUGCUUGAUCUCCGGCACAACAAGCUGAGGGAGAUCCCGCCAGUGGUCUACCGACUGACGUCGCUGGGCAUACUCUAUCUACGCUUCAACCGCAUCACCACGGUUGAGAAAGACAUCCGGAACCUUUCCAAGCUCACGAUGGUCAGCAUCCGGGAGAACAAGAUCAAGCAGCUUCCCGCAGAAAUAGGGGAACUUCGCAACCUCGGUACUCUGGAUGUUGCCCAUAAUCAGUUGGAGCACUUACCGAAGGAGAUUGGGAAUUGCACACAAAUAACCAACCUAGAUUUGCAGCACAAUGAGCUCUUAGACCUCCCAGAGACUAUAGGAAACCUUGCCAGCAUAAACCGCCUGGGUUUGAGAUACAAUAGAUUGUCAGCCAUCCCCAGAUCAUUAGCCAAAUGUCGAGAACUGGAAGAGCUAAAUCUUGAAAACAAUAACAUUUCAGUGUUACCAGAGGGUCUCCUGUCGAGUUUGGUCAAACUGACCAGCCUGACACUAGCAAGGAACUGCUUCCAGUCAUACCCUGUGGGUGGACCAUCCCAGUUCUCAACCAUCGACUCGCUCAACAUGGAGCACAACCGCAUAAACAAGAUCCCUUUUGGAAUCUUCCUCAAGGCCAAUGUUUUAACCAAGCUUAACAUGAAGGACAACCAGUUAACUUCUCUGCCGUUGGACUUUGGCACAUGGGCCAGCAUGGUGGAGCUAAACCUAGCCACCAAUCAGCUGACGAAGAUAUCAGAGGAUAUCUGCCGUCUGGUGUCUCUAGAGGUAUUAAUUUUGUCCAAUAAUCUUCUGAAGAAGUUACCACAUGGUAUCGGCAAUUUGAGAAAGCUUCGGGAGCUUGAUUUGGAGGAAAACAAGUUGGAAUGUCUCCCAAAUGAAAUUGCAUAUCUCAAGGAUUUACAGAAAUUGGUGUUGACAAAUAACCAGCUGACAACAUUACCCAGAGGCAUUGGCCACCUUACCAACUUGACUCAUCUGGGGUUGGGGGAGAACCUGCUGCAACAUCUCCCCGAGGAGAUUGGCACACUGGAGAACCUGGAGGAAUUGUACCUCAACGACAACCCCAAUCUGCACAGCCUGCCCUUUGAGCUGGCCCUGUGCAGCAAGCUGUCCAUUAUGAGCAUCGAAAACUGUCCCCUCAGCCACCUGCCGCCCCAGAUUGUGGCCGGGGGCCCCUCCUUUAUCAUCCAGUUCCUCAAGAUGCAGGGACCGUACCGUGCCAUAGUCUGAGGACAGUGCCCACACACAUGCCUGCCCGCCCACCCCAUUCCGUGUAUCAUACACUGUUAAGAAGUCAAGGCAUCAGUGUCGGUUGGGAAGGAAGCAGAGGAGAUGGACGCAGAAGGAGACUUUCUCUCACCAUUUUUGUGCAGACAAAAAGAGACGCGUUUGAGACUCUGCAUUGCUCCACUUAAUAACAAUUAUUCUUGGACCCCCUCGUCACUCACGCUCAUCUUCCCAUUCCGAAUUGUACGGGAGGAAAAUAUUCCCAUCUCUUUGCCAAAACUGAAGAUAGUACAUGAAUUUCUAUAUUGAGUAACUGUGAGCUAAGUGGCAAGUCUUUGAAUCAUAUAAAGCGUGCUCCCAUUGCCAAUGUACGUAUUUACAGUAAUUACAAGAAUCUACUAUGUGAGCGAGGAUACAGCUACCGUAAUUUUCGGACUAUAAGUCGCACCGGAGUAUAAGUCGCACCAGCCAUAAAAUGCCCCAAAAAGUGAAAAAAAAACAUGUAUAUGUAUAUAAGUCGCUCCUGAGUAUAAGUCGCCCCCCCCCAAACUAUGAAAGAAAAAAAACGCGACUUAUAGUCCGAAAAUUACGGUAUAUGCAAAAACAAACAAAACAAGUCUUUGGGUCGUAACAUUUACUGCUGCUGCCAUAAUUUAAAGGUGUCCUUUUUCUUUUGUAUUUAGACAUCAACCUCACUCUCUUGUGAUGAUUACUUGUGUUAAUUACUUCUUGACCACAGAGAACAAAGGUCUAAUGAUGGCGUGUUUAUACUUUUUUUUUGUACUUUAUCCUUGUUUAUUUUCUUGUCUGUCUUUUUUUCAACAAUUUUUUGAAAAUCUUUUUUUUUUUUUUAAACUGUGCCUAUGUUUAGAGUGAUCCAGUGGUUCAUUUCUAAACACUAUUGAACAUGAGAAUACAAAGACGUAAAUUAUUUCAAAAUGUUCUUUUCAUUACUGCUGUUUUCACCUUGGUGUUGCUAUUGGAUGAAUCUAUUUCAGCGCCAUCAUCGGUUAUGAAAUAGGGCAAUUGGAGAUUUUUUUUUUCUUGUAAGAAAUAGCAGCAGUAGUUGUCAAAUGCAUAGCUAGUAGUCAUGUAUACAUAUGAGAAAUACCAAUCAAACAAAGCAAGUUGGACUUCUUUUCAGUGUGGGUGGUGCCGUGUGACUCCGCCCCCACCUGUUGUCUUGUGAUCAAAAGAAACAGGUGAUGGGAUAAAUGAUAGGAGAUGUUUUUAUAUAAUGUAUAAAUUCUGGUUGUUGCCUUGAGUGCAAUUUUAGUUUUGUUUACUUGUUUGAUAUUCUCUUCAGUGUUGGGCUGCAUAGCUGUCAUCCUCUCGAUCAUCGACCAACAUAUCAAACAUUUUUAAAGGACUUCACUUGGCAAGUGUAUCAGAGCCUCAAAAAAAAAGGUUUGAUAAUAAAACAUUGGUAGGUAAUCCCUUGACACCUUUAUAUAUAUACAUAUAUAUGUAUGUGUAUAUAUAUAUAUAUAUAUGUAUGUAUACGUGUAUAUAUAUAUAUAUAUAUAUAUAUAUAUAUUAUCCUUAAUUUGUAUCAUUAGAAAAAGUUCCCGUCUAAUUUAAUUUGUUUUUAAUAUGAUAUUUUGUCCCACACUGUCCCAGUAAUGCUGCUGCUCUUAUGCACUUUUUUGGAAUAAAAACAUUGGCAUCCUCUGUUUAACACAAACGCAGUAGCCUCUCAUCGGUUAUUUUUCAAUGGGGGCAUUUUCUUUCAUUAAGAAGUAAUUGAUCUGUAAGUUUAUCUUGGAAGUUUGCAUCACUUGGAAAGAAUUGUGUUUUGCAGGCUUAGAGUAACAAUUGACUUGUCUUUUGAGGAGGUUUUAUCCGGUCAAUGUUAAAAGGAACUUACUCUCGUGAACUGUAAAAGUUUGCAUAUCCUGCUUCUUUCUUCAUGGCGAGUGAAAUGCUCAGCGUUUUUAUUUUAUAUCAUUGAAUGUUUUCUUUUCUAAAUACGUGUAUUCACUUAGUAUUAUUUCAAGUGACUGUACAUUAAAAAAAUGCCAACAAUGGUAAUCAAACCUAAAA
This is a messenger RNA of Syngnathus typhle (broad-nosed pipefish), 4292 nucleotides long. It is a transcript of the gene shoc2, whose product is annotated as SHOC2 leucine rich repeat scaffold protein. The coding region runs from base 504 to 2252 and encodes 582 amino acids. Lineage: Eukaryota; Metazoa; Chordata; Actinopteri; Syngnathiformes; Syngnathidae. The record is from RefSeq and is a predicted model, not a curated record. The transcript has 9 exons. Gene Ontology annotation, molecular function: protein binding.